This is a messenger RNA of Brassica napus (rape), 1656 nucleotides long. RefSeq names its product homeobox-leucine zipper protein HDG11. Bases 828 to 1367 code for a protein of 179 amino acids. Lineage: Eukaryota; Viridiplantae; Streptophyta; Magnoliopsida; Brassicales; Brassicaceae. The transcript is spliced from 6 exons. The record is from RefSeq and is a predicted model, not a curated record.
UUAGUUACACUUGACCAGCCCGUUGCCGUAACGCACCGUUUUGAUAUUAGGGUUGAGCCCCUCUUCUCUUCAUCUCGGCCAUUCGAGAUCGUCCCCGACCUGACUUCCGUUGAUUCUUCUUCUUCCGAACAAUCAGAAGAGUUACCAGUUACAGAUCAACUAAGUCCUUCUUAAAUUCGUCACCCACGAUCCACCUUCAAUGCGAUCUUCACACAUGCAAAGAGGUGGAACUGCGACUAUAGAGGACGGAAUAAUGCUCCUCCACCGUUCAAGUGCGAUUGCUCCGUUUUUGGGAGGCCAUGAACGUCAGAGGCGGUAUUGAACUCAUGGAGUGGAUAAGCUGCUACUGGAUUCACAGGUUUAACGUCAGUGAAGGUUCUGAAAAUCUGACAGAUAUGAUCUUCAUCAGUAAUCGUAUGUCUAUGUCGUUUAGCGUUGUUUGGUUUUCGAUUCAUCUUCUCUUAGGCGUUAAAACUUGCAUUGAUUCAUGUCAUUAGCAAAGUCUUAUCUAUUUCGAGCCACUGAACCAUGAUAGCUCAUUCAGUUACUCUUAUCCCUCAUCCAAUCAGUGAAUCUCCACUUAUAAAAAACGUAAGCCUCAUCCCUUGAAAAUCAUUUUCACAUUCCAAUAGCCAUAGAAAUUUCUCAGUAUAAAUUUUUUAUAUGGAUUGGCUCCGACUAAGGUGUUUCGAAAAGGUUAGUGGAGGAGACGGUGGUGGUGGUAGCCAAUAUCAUGACGGCACUGAAACUGAUAGGAAGAAGAAAUCGUCACACCGCUCAACAGAUUCAACGACUUGAAUCGAGUUUCAAGGAGUGUGCUCAUCCAGAUGAUAAGCAGAGGAACCAACUUAGCAGAGAAUUGGGUUUGGCUCCAAGACAAACCAAGUUUUGUUCCAGAACAGAAGAACAGAAGAACUCAGCUUAAGGCGCAACAUGAGAGAGCAGAUAACAAUGCACUAAAGGCAGAGAACGACAAGAUUCGAUGUGAGAACAAAGCCAUUAGAGAAGCACUCAAGCAUGCUAUAUGCCUUAACUGUGGAGGUCCUCCCGUUAGUGAAGAUCCUUACUUCGAUGAGCAUAAGCUCCGGAUCGAAAAUGCACAUUUUAGAGACGAGCUUAAAAGAAUGUCAACGGUUGCACCAAAUUACAUGGGAAGACCAAUCUCCUCCCACCUCUCAACGCUACACCCAAUGCACAUCUCACCGUUGGAUCUGUCCAUGGCUGGUGCUUCACUGGAUUUUGAUCUUCUUCCAGGGAGUUAUAUGCAUUAUCAGCCUAAUAACUUGGCUACUAUAUCAGACAUGGACAAGCCUCUUAUGAACGACAUUGCUUUGACUGCGAUGGAAGAAUUGCUUAGGCUUUUUUAAUACAAACAAACCUCUCUGGACUACAGCUGAUUGUGGCGGCGGCAGAGGCGUUCUCAACUUGAUGCUCAGGUUUAUAUGUUUGCAGAGUUUGACUAUGAAACCGGUGGUGGUCAAUGCUUCCUCAGUAAGUAAGAUGCUCAAAUAAUAGGCUGUUAGUUCCGAUCAUGAAAAGCAACAAAAUCGUGGACUUUAGAUUCUCAAUGGUGAAUGUAUAAUAGUAUUUAACUUUGGAAGAUUAUACAUAGACUGUCUCAGAUUUUUGAAGAAUGAUACAAUCAGUUUAUGGUUA